Molecule: messenger RNA, 2586 nt
Organism: Drosophila eugracilis
Lineage: Eukaryota; Metazoa; Arthropoda; Insecta; Diptera; Drosophilidae
Product: xenotropic and polytropic retrovirus receptor 1 homolog
Exons: 5
Coding region: 1-1959 (652 amino acids)
Biological process (GO): phosphate ion transport; cellular response to phosphate starvation
Cellular component (GO): Golgi apparatus; plasma membrane; cytoplasm
Molecular function (GO): inositol hexakisphosphate binding
Source: RefSeq, a predicted model, not a curated record
AUGAAGUUUGGUAAGACCUUCGAGUCCCACCUGACGAUCGAGUGGCGCCAGCAGUAUAUGCGAUAUGCGGAUCUCAAGGAGCUUAUCAAAAAAGGCGUUGAGAAUGCGCCCUCACCGUUAACUGCCUCCGAUUACGAGAUUCAGUCCUAUUACAGGGCCUUUGAAGAGGCCUUCCUUACGGAAUGCCAAACCGAACUAACUGGAGUGAAUAACUUCUUUCUGGAGAAACUUUUGGAAGCUCGGCGAAAGCAUGGCCAUUUGAAGCUUCAACUUUUGGCCAAUUCCCGGGUGCCGGGACAUACAGCCAGUGAUUCCUCGAUCCAUUCUCUACGAACUGAUUCCUCAAGGAUCCAGAAGAAGACCAUGACUACUCGGCAGCUGAGAUAUGCCUAUGCCGAGUUCUAUCUGAGCCUCGUUCUCAUCCAAAACUAUCAGUCUCUAAAUGAAACGGGUUUCCGGAAAAUCUGUAAGAAGUAUGACAAAAAUCUAAAGUCCGGAGCAGCGGGCAAGUGGUUUGAUGACAAUAUAGUCGAUGCUCCCUUUACGGAUGGACGACAGUUGCAGCGCAUGACCACCGAGGUGGAGGAUCUCUAUACUAUUCAUCUGGCGAACGGGGAUCGAUCGUUGGCCAUGGAAAAGCUACGAGUUCCCCCGCUGGGCGAACCCACUCCGCCGGCGAUGGUAUUCCGGGCGGGAAUUGCCUUGGGCGCGCUGAUCAUGCUGCUCCUGGCUACCGCAAUAAGCUACUGGAAACGAGCGCCAUCGGAUGAUCAUACCCCUGGUCUGAUGCCCAUGUUCCGUGGUCCUUUCACUUGGGUGAUCUUUAACUUCUACAUGGCGGCCAAUGUGGCCGGAUGGCAGCAGGCCGGUGUCAAUCAUGUCCUGAUUUUCGAGAUCGAUCCCAGAAGUCAUCUGCAACCUGCCACAUUUUUGGAGAUCGCGUGCACCUUUGGGAUUCUUUGGUCCUUGUCCAUGCUGGGCUUCCUGCACCACGACUCGAUGGGCAUAUCGGAUCCCUUUGUCUUCCCUUUGGCCCUAAUCCUGAUUAUGGUGGGUCUUUUAGUGCUGCCACUGCCUAUCAUGAAUUGGCCAGCCAGAUGGUGGACUAUUAAGUUGUUGGGUCGCGUUAUCACCGCUCCGUUACAUUAUGUGGGUUUCGCCGACUUCUGGAUGGGAGAUCAACUGAAUUCACUAGUCACCUGCAUUGUGGAUUACUAUUACAUACUAAGGUUCUUUGCGAUAAGUUGGCUGCGAACUGAGCGGGUGCAUCACUGCUUCGAGCCGGAUGUGAUUGUCCCGGUUACCAUGUGCUUGCCAGGUUGGUUUCGAUUUGCCCAGUGCUUGAGGCGAUUCCGGGAUAGUGGUUCCAAGUCAGUAAGCUAUCUGAUCAAUGCCGGGAAAUAUGCCACAACGUUUCUGGUGGUGCUGUUCGCCACGCUGCGACGAGAUACUGAGGGUGGGUAUCUCAAUACGUUCAGCAACCCGUACACCUGGCUGUUCCUUGCAAGUUGUUUAGUGGCCACCGUCUACUGCUAUUUGUGGGAUGUUAUGAAGGACUUUGGGUUAUUCACUAUUAUCCGGGGAGAGCAUAUAUUCCUGAGGAAGCAAUUGGUCUACCCACAGGCCUUCUACUACUUUGUGAUCAUUGAGAAUCUGGUUCUGCGGCUGUUUUGGGCCGUGGAGUUUGCCAUUCUGUAUCAUAACUUGAUGACUCCUUAUAAUAUGAAGACCAUUUGCAGUAUUCUCGAGAUUACUAGACGCUUCAUUUGGAAUUAUGUGCGACUGGAGAAUGAGCAUUUGUUCAAUUGCGGAAAGUUUCGGGCCACAAGGGACAUUCAUUUGGCGGCACUGAAUCCUCACCAGGAGCAAAUGCUGGAGCGAUUGAUGGACGAGUCGGAUGGCGUGUCCAAUCGGCGUAAAUCGAAGGAGCGAAUUCGCCUGGGGAAGGAGUACUUCUAAAAGCAGCUGCUGGAUAUGUGUAUUUUCCCUCUCUGAUCUUAGUGCACCCCGAUCUCCUCGUUAAUGGUCCGUCGUCGUCUUUAAUUAAUUCAUUUGUGCAAAAAUACAAGUCAGAUAGAAAGGCAGAGAGACUCGGAGACAGAGCGACUGGAGAAAGGGAGCACGAGGAGCACGCGCCAAACCGGUUGACCAGCUGCACCCAAAACUCCUCUGGUAACUCCCCCGAACUCCCUUCUACAUAUAUAUAUAUAUAUAUAUUUGUCUGUGUAUAUAUAUAGAUAUUAUCGCCCCGCCAGGUAACAAUUGUCAUUGCUGGAAAAGAGGAGCAGUAGAGAGAGGAGGAGAUCCUCGUGGCGAGCUCCCGAUCACGGAUCGCCAUCGCCAUCGAGCAAGCUGUUCGACAAUCUCUUAAUUGACUCGCAUCGAGCUUUGAUUGGCCUCGUAAUUAGCCAGCAAGAAAGGAGGAGAAUGAACCUGAAGAUGAUCUCCGAUCACCCAUUCUAAUCCAGAGAAAGGCAUUCUAAUUGGAGAAAUGUUUCGGUUGCAUAUUUUGUACGUCAUCUUUUGUGUAUAAAACAUUUAGUUGAAAAUGAUAUUAUUGUAUAAAGUUUAUAUCUGAGAUCUUAA